Molecule: messenger RNA, 693 nt
Organism: Orycteropus afer afer
Lineage: Eukaryota; Metazoa; Chordata; Mammalia; Tubulidentata; Orycteropodidae
Gene: RNF125
Product: ring finger protein 125
Exons: 6
Coding region: 1-693 (230 amino acids)
Biological process (GO): ubiquitin-dependent protein catabolic process; protein polyubiquitination
Molecular function (GO): ubiquitin protein ligase activity
Source: RefSeq, a predicted model, not a curated record
AUGGGCUCUGUGCUGAGCAGCGACAGCGGCAAAUCUGCGCCCGCCUCAGCCAUCCCGCCGGGCCUGGAGCGCAGGGGGAACCCCGAGCUGCCAGUCACGUCCUUCGACUGCUCUGUGUGCCUGGAGGUGUUACACCAGCCUGUGCGGACCCGCUGUGGCCACGUGUUCUGCCGUUCCUGUAUUGCCACCAGUCUAAAGAACAGUAAGUGGACCUGUCCUUAUUGCAGAGCCUAUCUUUCUUCAGAAGGAGUUCCAGCAACUGAUGUAGCCAAGAGAAUGAAGUCAGAGUACCGGAACUGUACAGAGUGCAACACACUGGUUUGCCUCAGCAAAAUGAGGGCACACAUAAGGACUUGUCAGAAAUAUAUAGAUAAGUAUGGACCACUACAAGAACUUGGGGAGACAAGAUGUGUGUGUCCAUUUUGUGAGAGAGAAUUGGAUGAAGACAGCUUGCUGGAUCAUUGUAUUACUCAUCACAGAUCAGAAAGGAGACCUGUGUUCUGUCCACUUUGCCGAUUAAUACCCAAUGAGAAUGCAGGCAGCUUCAAUGGCAGUUUAAUAAGACAUUUGCAAGUCAAUCACACUUUGUUUUAUGACGAUUUCAUAGAUUUUAAUAUAAUUGAGGAAGCUCUUAUCCGAAGAGUCUUAGACCGGUCACUUCUUGAAUAUGUGAAUCACUCAAAUAGCACAUAA